UGAGGCGCCUGCCGCCGCCACAAACAGUUUUUAGCCGCGGAGCCAGUAAGACGUGUUCACUCCCCAGCCCGAAGACAGUUUCCAGAUCUCUGGAAGCGUUCUCUCUUGAGUCUGCGACACACGAACACACACACGUUUUAAGUACUUCGACGAAAUAAAACAAACCCCCAUCCCGAUAUUUUUUGUGUUUUUAAAUAAGUUCUCGAAAAAGUUCUUUAUGAAAAAUGCAAAAGCAUUGAAAAAACAAAAUCAAACAAAAGAAAAGAAAAACAAAACAAAACUAAUGCAAAUAAAUAACCAACUCUGAGUGAAAUCCAAAAAGAAAACUGCACAAAAAAUGCAAAAGUUUCUAAUUUUCAAAAUCUUGCACAAGAAAUACAAAAUAAAUUGAGUGAAAAACGCAAAAAGGAAACAACGACGAAAAGAAUAACAACCAAAACGAACGAAGAACAAUAACAAAGAGCCAGGCUAAAAAAGAAACAGAACAAGAAAGAAGGAAGAAGGAAGAGGAAAGAGGAAAGCAGAGCCAGGCAAAAGCAGAAAGCGCAGGACACCCAUCCCCCCCCCACCUCAAAAUACAGACGCGCACAAUGGCCGUGCCCUUUUAUCUGCCCGAGGGCGGAUCCGAUGACAUCGCCUCGUCGGGCGCCUCGGGCUCCUCUUCGGGCGCAUCCUCGUCGGGUGCCUCCACCUCGUCGGCAGGUUCCUCGGACGGCGCCAGCAGCAUUGCCUCCCAGUCCCCGAACACCACCACAUCGGCCACGCAGACGCCGAUGCAGUCCCCACUGCCCACGGACCAGGUGCUCUACGCCCUCUGCCAGUGGGUGCGCCACUAUCACAGCCAAACCCAACAGAACGCCGCGCAGAUCUUCCAGUACCCGCCGCCGCCGAGUCCCUCCUGCAACUAUACGGUCGGCGAUGUCUUCUUCCCCCACGGCCCACCGCCAGUGCCGCCGCGGACACCGCGCACCAGCGUCAGCUUUGCCGCCGGCGAGGAGUACAACUUCUUCCGGCAGCAGACACAGCCGCCGUAUCCGGCGCCGUCCACGCCGCAGCCAAUGCCACCGCAGCCGCCGCAGUCGGCGCCACCGAUGCACUACAGCCACAGCUUCCCGCAGCAGUCGCCGCACUUGCUGCAGCACCACCAUCCCGCCUCCGUCUAUGGCAUGGGGCAGCACCAGCCGGGUCCCGGCUCCUACUACGCCACCUACACACCGCCCCCCACACCGAACACGGCCAAUGCCGGCACCUCGACCUCAUCGGCGGCCUUUGGGUGGCACAGCCAUGGCCCCCAGCUGGCAUCGACACCGCUGACGGCGCCAAUGGGCUCCAAGAUGCGGCUGCAGCGCAGCCAGUCGGAUGCAGCCAGACGCAAGCGAUUGACCUCGACGGGCGAGGAUGAGCGCGAGUAUCAGAGCGAUCAUGAGACCAGCUGGGAUGAUGAGUACGAUGAUCGUUAUGACAAUUUUACGGCCGGACGGGAGCGUCUGCAGGAGUUCAACGGACGGAUACCACCACGGAAGAAGAAGAACAGUCACAGCAGCAGCAGCAGCCACAGCCACAGCCACAGCAACAACAAUCCAAUCAGCCAAAAUAAUUUCCAACUCCAUUCAUCGAAUGCCGAGUGCAGCAGCAGCGCCAGCGGCAGUGCCAGCCACGGCAGCAACAGUCAGAGAGAGCGGGAGCAGCGAGCGGAGGCCGAGAAGAAGAAACCGCAGGUCUUCACCUGGCCGACCGUUGUGACCGUGUUCGUGCUGGCCAUGGGAUGCGGCUUCUUUGCGGCGCGAUGAAACCCCUGGAUAUGUGUAACCGAACGAUCUAUAGUGAAAUCAGCUAGCAUAUAGGAUAUAUACACGAUCUAUACGUAGAUAUAGCGAAACCGUAACAUAAGUGCAACGAAUUUAUUGAAAGCAGAAAGUCAUUAAUUCGUAAACCGAUUGUUAAAUAUACAUAUACCGAUACCGAUACCGAUACCGAUACGAUUAAGAGGGUUGACGGGACACAAGAACAAUAUAUUCUAUCUGUCUAGGGUAACUUUUGUAUUUGUACUGUACGAGUAUCUCCAGAAAAAGCAACAGCAACACAAAUUUCCUCAAAAACUGCUCAAAGUAAACGAAAACUCUCAGACUGGCAAAGUGACUCAGAAUCAAAGCCUAUUUUUUAUUGCGGAUACAAACAUGUAUUUUUGUACAACUUUUUGAACACUUAAAUAUACACAGACACACACAGAAAUUCAACAAGUACAAAGACCAAUACAAAGACAAACGAAACAACAAAAGAACAAAAGGAAAACUGCCAAUUCUUGAGAUAUAGUACUCUUCGCGACGAUUUUCGUUUUUGCAUUUAAUCAUCUGGUAUUCCACCUGCAUUUUCUUCCACCCACAACCACCCCCAACCCCCAAAACAAUUUCAAUGUCUUCGAUUUUGUGAUUUCGAAUCGCAAGCAAAAUAAAAAAAAAAUAUAUACAUAUAUAUAUUUUUUUUUGAUUAUUUGUUUAACUAGUAGAAAUUUUUAAGCAUAAGCCCCACACAGCAGAAAGAUCACACGCCUAGCUUUAAUUGUUAAAAAAAAAAAACAAACGCAGAGAAAAAAAUCAUAAAAAAAAAAACGUCUAACUUAGUUUUUUUUUUAUUUGUAUAUAGUUUUAAUGCCAUUUUUGUGAUGUUUUGUGUCUACGGUUUAUGUCAUGUUAUUUUAGUUAAAUUUCGUAUGAUUAGUAUUUUUUUUGUAACAUUUUUUUUGUCAUUGUUCAUCAUUGUCUUCAAAUUGGUCUCACAAUUUAGUUGUUUAAGUCCCAGGGCGCGGGAAAUGUUCAGCCGGGAAAUUGUCUGCCCCUGAAAAAGGCCGCCCUCUCUCCGAAAAUCUUUUUUGGAACACGCACACAAAUGAUCUCUCCCAAAUGGAAAUUAAUGCAAGUUGAUCUCCAACGAUAGCCAAAGUCAAAGGAAAAAGUAAUUCAAACGAAGGAGAAGGGGAAAGCCAAUUUUCAGAGGGGCAAGUUCCGAUUUUGCUGGCGUUUCCUGGCCGUUUCAAUGCUAAUCGAAUACACAACGUGAACAUGAAAGCGAAAAUAGUGAAAAACAAAAAAUCAAAAGAAAGGUAAAAACAAUUCCCAAAAAUCGCAUUGAUCUCAUGGAUUUAUACAAUACACACAGUUUUUUUUUUACAAUGAGAAAACAAAAUACAAUAAAAAAUAAGAGAAGAAAAUGAAAAGUGAAACAGAAACAGAAACAAAAAGGGAAAGAAAAAGAGAAACAGAAAACGGAAAACAAGAGUUAAGUGUAAGAAAAGUCUAGGCUUAAGUUCGCCAAGCGUUUUAGUUCUAAAUUCAACAGAGUUUAAGGUAGAUUUAGUGAGUUUUUCACGCGUUUAUUUUGUACAUACAUACAUAUACCUAAAGCAAUAUUAUUCUGUGUAGCCAUAAGCGAUAGCCCAGACCCCCAGAUACAUGUAUACCCAGAUUCCAGACUCCAUAUCCUUAUCCACUGCCAACCGCAGCCCCAGAUAUACAUACAUACACCUUCAAGCUAAAUAGAACACUACACUUCUCAACUUAUGAACUAAUCAUGACACACACACACAACACACACACAAACACCACUUCCAAAAACCCAAUGAAAAAUUAAUUUUGUAAAUUUGUUGCAUCAAAUGAACCGGAAACGGCGGGAGCCUGUCUUCCCCUCUGGUUCAUUGCCAAUUAGUUUUCACAAUGAUCUCGGUAAAGUUUUGUGGCCUCGCAGGGCCCAGAAGUCAACAUGGAAACAUUGAUUUCUGGCCUGCCAUGAAUACUGGAACAAAAAGUUAAAGGAAAGCAGAAGCAGAAGCAGUAGCAGAAGCAGAAUCAGAAGCAAAAGCAAACUAUAUUUUUGACCCGAUGCGACUUGAUCCGUUUGUUAAAUUUAAGUAUCUUUACUCGACCCUGUACAUAGCGCGCAGUUCGAAUCAUAGAAUCAAAUGCCAUUUUUGUAUAGAAUUUUGUUUGGUGCCAAAACAGUGACAGAUAAUUGUCUGCGACACACACACACAUACACACACACACACACACACAUACACACACACACACACACACACACGCAUACACAUUAUACAUAAUAGAAUUUAUUUAUCCUAAGCUCGAUCCUAAGUUCAACAAUUCAGCAAUUUGUCAAUUCAAUUCAACUUAGGAAAUAAUCCUCUUUUUUUUUGUAGUUUUUCGUGUUCGGAAGAAGCGCAAGACUUCGUUUAAUUGUACAUUUUAUAUAUUAUGCUGUAAUAUUUUAAUAUGCAUAAAUAAUAUCAUUAUUGAUCUCAUGAAUAUGUUCAUAAGACAAAAUAAGCAGCAACAAUUAUCUGUAUAAAUACAUUCGAGUGCAUACAUGUGUGUGCUUAUGUGUAAAUGAAAUACAAGUGCAUAAAUAUAUCAUGUAAGAUUUACAGAACAAACAAAAUUCAAGCAAAAACUAAAAAAAAAAA
Molecule: messenger RNA, 4453 nt
Organism: Drosophila miranda
Lineage: Eukaryota; Metazoa; Arthropoda; Insecta; Diptera; Drosophilidae
Gene: hid
Product: cell death protein hid
Exons: 4
Coding region: 591-1790 (399 amino acids)
Source: RefSeq, a predicted model, not a curated record